Benincasa hispida (wax gourd) is the source of this 1900-nucleotide messenger RNA. Its product is annotated as calcium-dependent protein kinase 24. The record is from RefSeq and is a predicted model, not a curated record. Lineage: Eukaryota; Viridiplantae; Streptophyta; Magnoliopsida; Cucurbitales; Cucurbitaceae. Gene Ontology annotation, molecular function: calcium ion binding; ATP binding; protein kinase activity. Gene Ontology annotation, biological process: protein phosphorylation.
AUGGGAAGCUGCGUUUCCGUGCAAGCCAGAUCAGCCGGAUCCUUCUCCAAGAGGACCAGAGACGUCAGGCCCCUUCCCGAUCAUGCCCUAAUCGAAUCUGUCCGCAAGUCCUCUGUUCGUCAUGCCGCUUCCAUUCUCUCCAAUGAAUCUACCGGCGACAACAUUUUCGAGAAAUAUCGCUUUGGGAAGGAGCUUGGCCGGGGGGAGUUUGGGAUCACGCAUCAGUGCUUUGAGAUCGAAACUGGCGAGACCUUUGCGUGUAAGACUAUUUCGAAGAGCAAGUUGAGAUCUGAGAUCAAUGUCGAGGAUGUUCGUAGAGAGGUUGCUAUUAUGAGAAAUUUGCCAAAGCAUCCUAAUAUUGUUACCUUCAAGGAGGCUUUUGAGGAUAAUGAAGCGGUUUAUUUUGUUAUGGAGCUUUGUGAGGGCGGUGAACUCUUUGAUAGGAUUGUCUCUAAAGGCCAUUACACUGAACGUGCGGCGGCUGACGUUACCAAGACCAUUAUUGAGAUUUGCAAGGUAUGCCAUGAAAAUGGAGUAAUCCAUAGGGAUUUGAAACCUGAGAACUUCUUGUUCGCAGAUGAAAGUGAAAACUCUCAACUGAAGGCAAUUGAUUUUGGUCUUUCCAUAUUUUUCGAACCUGAUCAGAGAUUCAGUGAAAUUGUUGGAAGUCCAUAUUACAUGGCACCAGAGGUCUUAAGACGCAGCUAUGGACCUGAAAUUGAUGUUUGGAGCGCUGGGGUUAUUCUCUACAUCUUACUUUGCGGAGUUCCUCCUUUCUGGGCAGAAUCUGAGGAAGGCAUUGCACAUGCUAUUGUUCGGGGUGAUAUAGAUUUUGAGAGGGACCCUUGGCCAAAGGUUUCUAAGGAAGCAAAAGAACUUGUGAUUGGGAUGCUUGAUCCAAAUCCUUAUAGUCGGAUGACUGUUGAAGAAGUACUUGAACAUCCUUGGAUACAAAACAAAAACCAGGCUCGUAAUGUCUCCCUGGGAGAAAAUGUCGGCAUAAGGAUAAAGCAAUUCACUUUGAUGAAUAAGUUCAAGAAGAAAGUACUUAGGGUUGUGGCUGACCACUUGUCAGACGAGCAAAUGGAUGGGAUCAGACGAAUGUUCCAUAUGAUGGACACUGACAAAAAUGGAGAUUUGACUUUUGAAGAGUUGAAGAAUGGUUUGCAUAUGAUUGGACAUGCUCUUCCCGAUCCUGAUGUGCGGAUGUUGAUGGAUGCUGCGGACAUGGAUGGAAAUGGAACACUAAGCUGCGAGGAGUUUGCGACAAUGUCCAUUCAUCUCAGAAAGAUGAGCACUGAUGAGCUUCUGGCUCAAGCUUUCAGUUUCUUUGACAAGGACCAAAAUGGGUACAUUGAAUAUGAUGAAUUGAGAGAAGCUUUAAUGGAUGACAGUGAGAAGGUGAUCCAAGAUAUCCUUUCUGAUGUUGACUCAGAUAAGGACGGUCGAAUCAGUUACAACGAGUUCAAGGCAAUGUUAACGACAGGGAUGGAUUGGAAAAUGUCUUCUCGGCAGUACUCGAGGGCAAUGCUUCAUGCACUUAGCCUCAAAUUGUUCAAAGACAAAUCAGUGGCAGUGCAAAACUAGAUAGUUUCUGGGUUCAACUCGGAAUCAUCAGUACAGAAAUGAAAGAAAUGGAUUGAAUGUGUACCCUCAAUUUUCCUCUAUUUUAUAGUCUUUUUUCGGUUAAAGUAAUUAUUGUUUCAAUUCCUGUUCGUUCAGCCCAUUUUAAGAAGAGAGAGGGGGAGAUAGAGAGAGGGAGUGGAGGAAAAAAGAAAAGAAGAGGGAUAAAUGCGCAUAAUAUAAAUUUAAAUUUAGUGCUUGGAAAUUCAUUUUCUGAGAUUUGUAUGUAAUCCAUCUUCAGAGUCUUCUAUAAAUGCAGUUAAAACGUCUUAUUUCA